Molecule: messenger RNA, 4089 nt
Organism: Closterium sp. NIES-65
Lineage: Eukaryota; Viridiplantae; Streptophyta; Zygnematophyceae; Desmidiales; Closteriaceae
Source: the annotation of a GenBank genome assembly
AUGGACGUUGACAUGGACGUGGACAUGGACGUGGACGUGGACGUGGACGUGGACGUGGACAUGGACGUGGACGUGGAAAUGGACGUGGACGUGGACGUGGACAUGGACAUGGACGUGGACGUGGACGUGGACGUGGACGUGGACAUGGACGUGGACAUGGACGUGGACAUGGACAUGGACGUGGACGUGGACGUGGACAUGGACGUGGACAUGGACGUGGACGUGGACAUGGACGUGGACAUGGACAUGGACGUGGACGUGGACGUGGACGUGGACGUGGACGUGGACGUGACGUGGACGUGGACGUGGACGUGGACAUGGACGUGGACAUGGACGUGGACAUGGACGUGGACGUGGACAGGACGUGGACGUGGACAUGGACGUGGACGUGACGUGGACGUGGACGUGGACGUGGACGUGGACGUGGACGUGGACGUGGACGUGGACGUGGACAUGGACAUGGACGUGGACGUGGACGUGGACGUGGACAUGGACGUGGACAUGGACGUGGACGUGGACGUGGACGUGGACGUGGACGUGGACGUGGACGUGGACGUGGACGUGGACGUGGACGUGGACGUGGACAUGGACGUGGACGUGGACAUGGACGUGGACGUGGACGUGGACAUGGACGUGGACGUGGACGUGGACGUGGACGUGGACGUGGACAUGGAUGUGGACGUGGACGUGGACGUGGACAUGGACGUGGACGUGGACGUGGACGUGGACGUGGACAUGGACGUGGACGUGGACGUGGACGUGGACGUGGACGUGGACAUGGACGUGGACGUGGACGUGGAAAUGGACGUGGACGUGGACGUGGACGUGGACAUGGACGUGGACGUGGACGUGGACGUGGACGUGGACAUGGACGUGGACAUGGACGUGGACAUGGACGUGGACGUGGACGUGGACAUGGACGUGGACGUGGACGUGGACGUGGACAUGGACGUGGACGUGGACAUGGACGUGGACGUGGACGUGGACGUGGACAUGGACGUGGACAUGGACGUGGACAUGGACGUGGACGUGGACGUGGACGUGGACGUGGACAUGGACGUGGACGUGGACAUGGACGUGGACGUGGACGUGGACAUGGACUGGACGUGGACGUGGACGUGGACGUGGACGUGGACGUGGACGUGGACAUGGACGUGGACGUGGACGUGGACGUGGACAUGGACGUGGACAUGGACGUGGACGUGGACGUGGACGUGGACAUGGACGUGGACGUGGACGUGGACGUGGACGUGGACGUGGACGUGGACGUGGACGUGGACGUGGACGUGGACGUGGACGUGGACGUGGACAUGGACGUGGACAUGGACGUGGACGUGGACGUGGACGUGGACGUGGACGUGGACGUGGACGUGGACGUGGACGUGGACGUGGACGUGGACGUGGACGUGGACGUGGACGUGGACGUGGACGUGGACAUGGACAUGGACGUGGACGUGGACGUGGACGUGGACAUGGACGUGGACAUGGACGUGGACGUGGACGUGGACGUGGACGUGGACGUGGACGUGGACGUGGACGUGGACGUGGACGUGGACGUGGACGUGGACGUGGACAUGGACGUGGACGUGGACGUGGACGUGGACAUGGACGUGGACAUGGACGUGGACAUGGACGUGGACGUGGACGUGGACGUGGACGUGGACGUGGACGUGGACGUGGACGUGGACAUGGACGUGGACGUGGACGUGGACGUGGACGUGGACGUGGACGUGGACGUGGACGUGGACGUGGACGUGGACGUGGACGUGGACGUGGACGUGGACAUGGACGUGGACGUGGACGUGGACGUGGACGUGGACGUGGACAUGGACGUGGACGUGGACGUGGACGUGGACGUGGACAUGGACGUGGACGUGGACGUGGACGUGGACGUGGACGUGGACGUGGACAUGGACGUGGACGUGGACGUGGACGUGGACAUGGACGUGGACGUGGACAUGGACGUGGACAUGGACGUGGACGUGGACAUGGACGUGGACGUGGACGUGGACGUGGACGUGGACGUGGACGUGGACGUGGACGUGGACGUGGACGUGGACAUGGACAUGGACGUGGACGUGGACGUGGACGUGGACGUGGACGUGGACGUGGACGUGGACAUGGACGUGGACGUGGACGUGGACGUGGACGUGGACGUGGACAUGGACGUGGACGUGGACGUGGACGUGGACGUGGACGUGGACGUGGACGUGGACAUGGACGUGGACGUGGACGUGGACGUGGACGUGGACGUGGACGUGGACGUGGACAUGGACGUGGACGUGGACGUGGACGUGGACAUGGACGUGGACGUGGACGUGGACGUGGACGUGGACAUGGACGUGGACGUGGACGUGGACGUGGACAGGACGUGGACGUGGACGUGGACAUGGACGUGGACGUGGACGUGGACGUGGACAUGGACGUGGACGUGGACGUGGACGUGGACGUGGACGUGGACGUGGACGUGGACGUGGACGUGGACGUGGACUUGGACGUGGACAUGGACGUGGACGUGGACGUGGAAAUGGACGUGGACGUGGACGUGGACGUGGACGUGGACGUGGACGUGGGACAUGGACGUGGACGUGGAUGGGGACAUGGACGUGGACGUGGACGUGGACGUGGACGUGGACAUGGACGUGGACAUGGACAUGGACGUGGACGUGGACGUGGGACGUGGACGUGGACGUGGACGUGACAUGGACGUGGACAUGGACGUGGACGUGGACGUGGACGUGGACGUGGACGUGGACGUGGACGUGGACGUGGACGUGGACAUGGACAUGGACGUGGACGUGGACGUGGACGUGGACUGGACGUGGACGUGGACGUGGACGUGGACGUGGACGUGGACGUGGACGUGGACGUGGAUGGACGUGGACAUGGACGUGGACGUGGACGUGGACGUGGACGUGGACGUGGACGUGGACGUGGACGUGGACGUGGACGUGGACGUGGACGUGGACGUGGACGUGGACAUGGACGUGGACGUGGACGUGUGGACGCGUGGACGUGGACGUGGACGUGGACGUGGACGUGGACGUGGACGUGGACGUGGACGUGGACGUGGACAUGGACGUGGACGUGGACGUGGACGUGGACAUGACGUGGACGUGGACGUGGACGUGGACGUGGACAUGGACGUGGACGUGGACGUGGACGUGGACGUGGACGUGGACGUGGACAUGGACGUGGACGUGGACGUGGACUUGCAUGGACGUGGACGUGGACAUGGACGUGGACGUGGACGUGGACGUGGACGUGGACGUGGACGUGGACGUGGACGUGGACGUGGACGUGGACGUGGACGUGGACGUGGACGUGGACGUGGACGUGGACGUGGACGUGGACGUGGACGUGGACGUGGACGUGGACAUGGACGUGGACGUGGACGUGGACGUGGACGGAAUGGACGUGGACGUGGACAUGGACGUGGACGUGGACGUGGACGUGGACGUGGACGUGGACGUGGACGUGGACAUGGACGUGGACGUGGACGUGGACGUGGACGUGGACGUGGACGUGGACGUGGACGUGGACGUGGACGUGGACAUGGACGUGGACAUGGACGUGGACGUGGACGUGGACGUGGACGUGGACAUGGACGUGGACAUGGACGUGGACGUGGACAUGGACGUGGACGUGGACGUGGACAUGGACGUGGACAUGGACGUGGACGUGGACUGGACGUGGACGUGGACGUGGACGUGGACGUGGACGUGGACGUGUGUGACGUGGACGUGGACGUGGAUGUGGACGUGGACGUGGACGUGGACGUGGACGUGGAAUGGACGUGGACGUGGACGUGGACGGACGUGGACGUGGACGUGGACGUGGACAUGGACGUGGACGUGGACGUGGACGUGGACGUGGACGUGGACGUGGACGUGGACGUGGACAUGGACGUGGACAUGGACUGGAUGGACGUGGACGUGGACGUGGACGUGGACGUGGACAUGGACGUGGACAUGGACGUGGACAUGGACGUGGACGUGGACGUGGACGUGGACGUGGACGUGGACGUGGACGUGGACAUGGACAUGGACGUGGACGUGGACGUGGACGUGGACGUGGACGUGGACUUGA